AUACAUUUUUUUUAUUGUGUAUUCAGACUAAAACGGCGGCGCUACUACCCCACUGUGGUAGGGCCCAAUGUCGGAGCACAAAAAGGGCGCUCUAUUCAGAUACAAAUCAUGGUCUCCUGACAUUCAACGUGAAGAGGUUUGGCUCAAACGCAGGAAGAAGCACUUUCAGCGUCUCGACGCCGAACGCCGUUCAUUGAGCCAUCUCACCGCCGAACGCCUUUCAUCGAGUCUCAGCGCCGAUGAAAUCCGUCACUUGAGCCUGAGCAACACCGAUGAACCCCGUUCAUUGAGUUUCACCGCUGAUGAACGCCGUUCAUUGAGCUUCAUCGCCGAUGAACUCCGUUUGAUGAGCUUGAGCAAAGGCGAUGAACGCCGUUCAUUGAGCUUAAUCGCCGAUGAACUCCGUUCUAUGAGCCUGAGCAAAGGCGAUGAACAGCAUGAACGCCGUUCAUUUAGCCUGAGCAACGGCGAUGAACGCCGUACAUUCAGCCUCAGCGACUAUGAACGCCGUUUAUUGAGCCUCAGCGCCGAUGAACGCCGUUCAUUGAGCCUCAGCGCCGAUGAAGAUCGCCGUCAUUCAAUGAGCAUCACGAACGACGAUGUCGAUGAACUCGGUGCUUGUUUUGAAUUAGGCUUUGGAUUCGAUUCGAAUUCUGAUUUGGAUCCGAAGCUUACCAAAGCUUUUCCCGCUUUGGAGCUUUAUCAUGCUGUGAAUAAGAUAUCUCGAUCCUCUUCUUCGGUUUCAACGGUAACUUCUGACGGUGAAACUCCGUCAUCUGUUGAAACCUCUGUCUCCAUUGUUGAACCAGGUGCUGAUGAGGAGACAAUGAAACUGAAGCUGAAACAAUGGGCAAAAGUUGUGGGUCUUUCUGUGCUUCCGCCCCCUUCUAUCUCUAAAUAGAUUCAGAAUUUAAAGUUAUUAGUAAUAUUCGGUUAUUAGAAUAUUACGUAGAUGUGAAACUCUCUUGCAAGAGCGAGCAGGUUGCAAACAAGAUGUAUUAUGCAUGUUGUAUUGAUGCUCAGUUGAAUAAUAAAUGGAACUGGAUUCCUAUUUACUCCAUCUUUUUUUAAAUAAAAUUACUAGCUUAAUUCGAACACAUUAUAACUGAUACUAGUUAUAUAUUUGCAAUACCGUAUAUAAUUAAAAUUUGUUGAUGAUUAGGUCAAGUAGUAAAUUUUACUUACAGAUUAUUGUUAUUUUGCCAAUGAUCACAGGUCAGUGAUUUAGUGAUUGUACAC
Messenger RNA from Solanum lycopersicum (tomato), 1239 nucleotides. RefSeq lists its product as uncharacterized. NCBI's taxonomy places the organism in Eukaryota, Viridiplantae, Streptophyta, Magnoliopsida, Solanales, Solanaceae. The record is from RefSeq and is a predicted model, not a curated record.